AUGCAGGAGACCCAGAUUCAAUUCCCUGGGUCAGGAAGAUCCCCUGGAGAAGGGAAUGGCAACCCACUCCAGUAUUCUUGCCUGGAGAAUUCCACGGACAGAGGAACCUGGCGGGUUACAGUCCAUGGGGUCGUAAAAGAGUCAGACACGACUUGGCAACUAACAGUUUCUCUUUCACUUGGAGCCCUAGUUGGGAAAAGGAGGGGAGCCUGUAAAGUCUCCUGGAGGGAGCUAAGCAAGCCUCUUUCAUCUUCCCUUCCCCUGCUCUUUCUCCCGUCCUACCUCCCAAGAGUAUGUAAAACUCCUAAGAGACCUUAA
Messenger RNA from Rangifer tarandus platyrhynchus (Svalbard reindeer), 318 nucleotides. The record is from the annotation of a GenBank genome assembly. Lineage: Eukaryota; Metazoa; Chordata; Mammalia; Artiodactyla; Cervidae.